CAGGUGGACUGGAGGGGACUGGAGCCUGGGGGGUGGGGAAGGGGACAGUUGGAAAAGAUAGGCCUUCCUGUGCUGGGGCCUGGGCCCUGAGAUUCAGAUGGAACCAUCCCGGAAGUGGAAAACCAGGGGAGGAUGCUGAGUACAUGGGGAUGCAGGGCUCGUGAGGGCCUGGAAGACACAGAAAUCCGGCUCCAUGGGUCUCAGGAGAGGUAGGUAGGACUAGGGACUUGAGAGCAACAGGGAACCCUGGGAUGAUCUGGAGCAGCGGGGAGCAGGGUCAGAUGUGGAUAUCAGAGGCUACAGGCAGGACAGAGGGAGCAGAGGCCAGAAGGCUGGGGAGGAGGAAGUCUGAGCUGAGGGGAGGCCAUCGGAUGUGAGGCCGCGUUGCCUUCCUCUGGGAAGCCUUCCCGGAUUUGCCCGACAUGUCUGCUACCUCCUUUUCAGCUGGGACUCUGUUCUCCCCCUCUCCCCUUGUGGGUAGAACAGGCAGGGAUAGGGCUGGGUUUCCCCACAGGCAGGGCCAGCCUAUGAGGACAACAAGUAGGGUGGGGUGGGCGGCUUAGCCACCAGUUCAGCCAGGGGGACCCUGGCACCUCCUGCUGGGUCUGGCUCCCUUCCCCGCCCAGGAAGCUAAGCUACCAGUCCUGUUGGACUUGUCCAACCCAGGAGGGACAGAUGCAGGCCCUGGAUCUCUCUCCAGUGUCCUCUCAGGGGUGCGGCCAGCACCAUGGACAUCCUGCAGGCUCUGCUGCUCUUCCUACUCCUGGCCCCUCCGUUAAGGAUGCUUGCCCUGGGAGCCACUUCUGGACUUCAGCAAACCAACUUUACCUCCGCCUCCUUCUUGGACUCAGCCAGCUCCUCCCUCGGCCUGGGCUCGAAAGUUCCCUCCAUCAAACCCCCCAGCCAGAACUUUCCAAAACUCUCUCUGGAUUCACAAGCCUCUGCUGAAGUUCCUGAUUCCAACUGGCUUCCCAAGGCCCGAAAUUCAAAUGAUGUGUCUGAGUCCCUCUGGUCAAAUAUUUCUGCCGAGGGUCAACAUUUGAGCCCCCAUCCCACCUUCUCUAAGAUUCCUGGUUCAGAAGUGUUUCCUGCCAAAAGUCCUGUGCCUUCCUUCUCUGUUAAGACCACAACUUCAAACAUUUCUGCUCAAUUUCCUGACUCCAAAGUGACUGUUGAGGCCCCAGAUUCAAAACUCCCCCCUGAGAAUCGGGACCUUGAAUUCUCUGCCCAGAGACCCCAAUCCAAAGUUCCUCUGGAGACCCACUCAGCUUCAAGCUUCCCCCAGCAGGUUGGGGGGCCUCUUGCUGUGCUGGUGGGGACUACCAUCCGACUCUCCCUGGCUCCAGCCCCCAGCCCUGUUCCUCCUGCCCCUCUGGUAGUUUGGCGAAGAAGCUCCAAGGUGCUAGCAGCUGGGGGCUUGGGGCCAGGGGCUCCUCUGAUCAGCCUGGACCCUGCACACAGAGACCGCCUGAGAUUCGACCAGGCCCGAGGGGGGCUGGAACUUGCCUCUGCCCAGCUGGAUGAUGCCGGGGUCUACACAGCUGAAGUCAUCCGGGGUGGGGUCUCUCGGCAGAUUCAGGAGUUCACAGUCAAUGUGUAUGAGCCCAUACCCCAGCUGUCUGUGCAGCCAGAGACCCCAGAGACGGAGGAGGGGGCGGCGGAGCUCCGGCUGCGCUGUGUGGGCUGGAAACCAGGCUGUGGGCAGCUGAGCUGGACCAGAGACGGCCGUGCUCUGAAUGCAGCGGAUUCUGAGGGAGCAGAGUCGUCCCGGAUCCGCGCAGAGGGCGACCAGCUGCUCAUCGCUCGCCCUGUGCGCAGCGACCAUGGGCGGUACACCUGCCGCGUCCGCAGCCCCUUUGGCCACACCGAGGCUGCGGCCAACGUCAGCGUCUUCUACGGUCCGGAUCCGCCGGUCAUCACAGCGACUUCCAGUCGAGACGCCGCCCCGGACCUGUAUGUCACUGCGGGCAGCAACGUGACCUUGCGCUGCACCGCCGCCUCGCGGCCGCCGGCUGACAUUACGUGGAGCCUGGCGGACCCGGCCGAGGCCGCAGUGCCCGCGGGGCCGCGCCUCCUGCUGCCAGCCGUCGGGCCAGGCCACGCGGGCGCCUACGCCUGCCUCGCAGCGAACCCGCGCACUGGCAGCCGGCGCCGCUCGCUGCUCAACCUUACGGUGGCAGAUCUGCCCCUCGGGCCCCCAAAGUGCUCGGUAGAAGGGGGUCCUGGGGACCGCAGCCUCCACUUCCGCUGCUCGUGGCCAGGCGGGGUACCUGCAGCCUCCCUGCAGUUCCAAGGUCUCCCCCGCGGCGUGCGCGCGGGUCCGGAGCCCUCCGAGCUCCUGGCGGUGGUUCCCGCCCACCCGCAGCUCAGUGGAGUCCCCGUCGUCUGCCUUGCUCGCCACCUGGUGGCCACGCGCACCUGCACUGUCACCCCGGAGGCCCCCAGGGAGGUGCUGCUACAUCAGCUGGUGCAAGAGACAAGGUCAGGGCAGGCAGAGGUGGCUCUGGAGGCUUCUGGCUGUCUCCCACCCUCUCGAGCAUCCUGGGCCCGGGAAGGAAGGCCCCUGGCUCCAGGAGGCGGGGGUCGCCUGCGAAUCAGCCAAGAUGGGCAGACGCUUCUCAUCAGCAACUUCAGCCUGAAUGUGGACCUGGGAAAUUACUCCGUGUUCUGCAGUGGGGCGCUGGGUGCUGGGGUCGAUCAGAUUACCCUUAUUGGCCCCUCCAUCGCCUCAUGGAGGCUGCAGAGAGCCCGGGAUGCGGCAGUGCUGACUUGGGAUGUGGAGCGUGGGGCCCUGAUCAGCAGCUUUGUGAUCCAGGCACGGACAGAGGGACCUGAACUGGGCAGAGCCACAGCCUAUGAGGACUGGAUCUCCCUGCUUAUCCUGGGGCCUCAGGAGCGCUCAGCUGUGCUGCCCCUCCCUCCUCGGACUCCCAGGGCCUGGACCUUGCGCAUCCUGCCCAGACUGGGGUCCCAGCCAGGGCCUCCAUCCCAAAGCCGGGUCUACCAGGCAGGCCCCACCUUGGGCCCCGGUGCCAUUGCUGGCAUUGUCCUGGGCUCCCUAUUAGGUCUGGCACUGCUCGUCGCGCUCCUUCUCCUCUGCAUCUACUGCCUGCGGUGCUACCGGGCGAAGGCGCCAAAGAAAAAGAAGCAUCCUGCAGCCUUGGCUCCUGUGGUCAUCUCUCCAGAGGAGAAGAUGCAGACUGUGAGCCCAGUACAGACCCCACAGCCACUGCCCCUCCAAGUCCCUCUGAAGGACUCUAACAAAGCCAAGGCCUACCAAGCCACCAGCCCCAGUCCAGUCAUCUUUCCAGGUGGGGGACCAAGAACUGUUCGGACAGCCACGCAGGUGUGAUCAGAGCCAGUGCCCCACUCUUCACGGGGUAUUUUGGGGCAAGGAUCCAGCAGCAAGUAGGGCCAGCUAUGACUGAGGGCUGGGCCCUGAAAGUGGGACUCCCUGUCUCGUCACAGAGAAGACUUACCCUGUGUUUGUAGACCCAGCCCAGGAGGUCCUGCACAUCUGGAAAAGUGCAGUUCUCACAACCCCCGGCUCUGGGGCGGACAGGCAGGGCCAGCGUGUUCCUCUGAGCUGGAGGGGAGCCUGUCCAGGUUCCCUGAAGUGGUCUCCUGUCUGCCUCCUCUGGGCCACACCCCCUCCAGCUCCCAGGCUUCAUUCUUCUCUUUAGACUCUUUAGAUUUUAUCUAAACUCCUCAAGGACCUCCAAGGUCUUGUGGUUUGGCCUGUUGGCCUUCAUCACCCUCUUCCCAGGACUAACCCUGCUCCCUAGCGUUUCUUUUUCUUUUAAAUACCUUUAUUUAUUUUUAUGUGGUGCUGAGGAUCGAACCCAGGGCCUUGCAGGUGCUAGGCGAGCACUCUACCGCUGAGCCACAACCCCAGCCCCUCCCUAGCGUUUCUCCCCCUCCAGGCCUUUGUCCCUGGAUUCACUCUGUCUGGCCACUUGUCUUCCCCAUAUCGAUCAUCAGCUCCCAGGUAGCCGUUACCACAGACCAUCUUUCCCCUCACCUCUCUUUGGUCAUGGGUUAGGUCCCAGAGCCCCUGAACUUUUCCCUCCUCACAUGUAAACACAUCAUUAUGCGUAGCUUAGGUUCCAGCUCUACGAUGACAGCGUCACAGAGGCAGAAACCACACAUUAUCUCAGCACUUAUCACAAAGCCUGGCACACAGCAGGCGAUCAAUAAAUUAUUUGUUGACUGA
Molecule: messenger RNA, 4213 nt
Organism: Marmota monax (woodchuck)
Lineage: Eukaryota; Metazoa; Chordata; Mammalia; Rodentia; Sciuridae
Gene: Vsig10l
Product: V-set and immunoglobulin domain containing 10 like
Exons: 10
Coding region: 728-3352 (874 amino acids)
Source: RefSeq, a predicted model, not a curated record